AUGGUACACAGGCUGCAAGCUGCCUGCUUCGCCUAUUGGAAGCCGAGGACAAGGUCUGACGCGAACGAGGGGGGCUCAGUUGUCGUCGAGCCACGGCGAUGCAUCAUUUUCGCCAUUCUGUCAUCAGCUCACCCCAUCGGCCCCGGUGCCUCUUUCAUGCCGUCCUGGGCCUUGACUCUAGAGCCCUUGCUCAUGUGCUGA
Messenger RNA from Colletotrichum paranaense, 201 nucleotides. RefSeq lists its product as uncharacterized. NCBI's taxonomy places the organism in Eukaryota, Fungi, Ascomycota, Sordariomycetes, Glomerellales, Glomerellaceae. The coding region runs from base 1 to 201 and encodes 66 amino acids. The transcript has 2 exons. The record is from RefSeq and is a predicted model, not a curated record.